UACUUUUCCCCGUUUUGACAGCUGCCGUCUGAUAUUUCAUUGAAAUUAUUUGAUUCGUAGUGAGAUAUUCCUUUGAAGGAAGAUAAUCUUUUACAAGAUAGGAUUGGAAGACAAUUAUGAAGUCGAGCAGAUCAAGACUAUGCUGGCUGGCUGGAUUAGUAUUGAUAAUUGUACUGAAACAAAGUGAAGUUACAGAUGGAAGUCAAAGUGACCACAUGUGUGUGAAAUAUGAUAAUCACAGUCGAACUAUGAUGAGGUUAUACGAAUUCCAAUCUAUGACGGGAACUAUAAUUACAAGACUACCUGGAUUUGACUUCUACGGAAAAAAUCUGAGAUGUGAGUGGUAUAUAGACGCAGGAGCAUACGGAAGGGUGAAAAUGACAUUUAUCGACGUGGACUUGCAACCAAACUGGUAUCUUAAAGGAAAAUGCAGUGAACAUGACCAUCUAACAUUACAAAAUAGUCUUGGUCGAUAUGAGAGACACAUAUGCCCAGAAUAUCAUGCAGAACAAUUCAUCAGUUUUGGCCGAGGGACUUACGUUACAUUCCAGUCCGAUUCAGAAGAGAAUGAAAUUCGUCGCAAAGGGAUUGAAAUCAGAUAUGAAAUGUUCGACCCUGCGACUCUGAAAUGCCCACCAGGUUGGACAUGUGGCCCAGAAAAUCGGGAAGGCGCCUGUAGGUGUUAUCAUGUGAUGAAGGCACCCAGCAGCAAAGUCGACUUUGAGUCGGCUCAGAAAUUCUGUGGGUUCAGCAAUGCAAACCUUGUCAAGAUUGAAUCUCGAGAGGUGCACAACUUCAUAGAAAGAUUAGUCUUUCAAUCGAAUGGGGUGACCGAGUUUUGGAUUGGUUUGAAUGAUAUAGAACAGGAGGGAUUGUUUGAAUGGAUAGACCGUAGUCCAUUGUCUUAUGACCAACGAAGAAAAGAAAACAGUGCAACAGAUAAUUGUGUCAUUCAGGAAGUAGCCACAGGAUCGUGGGUUACUGUGCCGUGUGAGGAAAGACACUUUUAUGUUUGUGAAAUGUUUUCAAUCUAUGAUACAAGCGUCUACCUAGUUCCAGAACGCGCUCUAACCCCUGAACAGGUGGAUGAAUUUAUGAACGUUAUGAAAGUAUUGGCCUGUGUCGGGGGUGCUAUACUCAUGGUUAUCAUUUGCUGCUGCUACUGCUGCUGUUGUCGAAAAUCCAGUACAAACAAAAAUAACCAGCCGACAGGUCAAACUCAGAACACAGCUGGAGAACAAGCCAUACCACUUGCCAACAGUCCUCCACCUGCAGUAGAACCUACAGCGCCCCCUUUGAGUGAGUUCCAGCCAAUGGCAGCGCAGGGCUAUCAUGGGAAAUCUGAUGGUCUCCCGUCGUACGAGGAGUGUAUGGGACUCCCGGCAGCGGCACAGUAGAAGACAGUUCAAAGGAGAAGGUGUAUGAAAGCCAGCCCCAGUGCCAAGGAAUUCAGGUCUAACGAAAGAUAACAUAAAAGCAACCCAUAUAUAUAGUACCAUGGAAAACAGAUCCAAGGAAAGAUGUAUUACAGUAUGGAGUAAUCCCGGAGUAUGUACCAUCGUAUGGCACUAUCACUAUAUAACUCUACCACAUUCUGAUGGCAUUCAUUUAGGCUAUGAAUGCCAUGUGCUGAAUAUAUGGCGUCCUUAUUAUCAUGACGUCAUGAUUUUUACGUGAGCUGGAUACCACCGACCCUCCUUGGACAGAGGGCUGUUGUAAUAACUGAACAAGCUUAUAUGGUAAAUCACUUGACCCAAAUGCAUAAUAUUAUUAAGUGUAAUUUCUAUGAGAUGAACAGAUUUGAAAAAUGGUAAAUAAAGGUAUUGAACUGCUUUCAGCUGGAAUUCAAAGGCGAUAUGAAUGCCAACUGGACAAAGGCAAAUCCAACAUGCAGCACUAGCGUGCUUCAUUGUGUUUGCCUUUUUCCAGUUGGCAUUCAUAUUGCCUAUGAAUACCGAAUGAAAACAGUUCAAUGCUGAAUGAUAACCUGUAUAAUUUAUAUGAGCUGCAUUGUCGUUCUAUCCAAGACUGUGAAGUCAAUAUGUUAACUCCAGGAAUUUUCUCUGGAAUAAUGUUUCAUAAUAGCAUGUGUUUGUGAUAAAAGCAGCCAAUUUUUUUCCUAUUUUGGAUGUUUUGUUUACCCUUUAUUUUUGAAGUCACAAGAUAUUCCUUAUGUCCCACUUCUUGUUCAUAUAAUGUUUGUUUUGCAUUUAACUAUCAUGGCAUUUUCUGUUAUUAUCAUUUUUCAGUGAGAUCUUUGUAAAUACAAGUUCCUUUUAAAAUAGUUCGUACAUUUUGCCACAUAUAUAUAUUUUGUCCUUAUUGAAGAAAAAAAAUGAAGGUUUAGAAGUAUCAGUAAUGCAUCCAUUUUUGUGUAUAUUUCUAUUGUUAAUCAUGUGUAAUUCAAUUGUCCAAAAUACUGUUCCAAAUGACAGAGAGGUAUUUCCGAUUUUCGGACAUUUUUUAAGUGUAGGCAGACACCAUUGUCUUUUAGGUAGCAUAUAUUCUUAAUACAAUAGUGAUAUCUCAGGAAUUGCAUCUUCUACUUAAUAUGGAAUAUUUUUUCUCUGAUCUUUUAUAUCCAUUCCUGGUGUUUGAACAGGCUUUUUUUAAAUAUAUACAAAAAAUAUUGCAUAUAUUUAUGUUAAUUUCUGUUGUUUUGUAAGAUUGUUGACGACCUUAAUUUAAAUGUACCAAAGUGUUUUCAUGAUAGAGACUUAAAAUUGUUUUCCUAAGCAUCUCAUGGACAAGCAAUCCUUCAUGUACGUGCUGUGAUUAUUUGAAACUUAUGUACAUAAGUGUGGUUUAUGAACUAAGACAAGUCUAC
This is a messenger RNA of Mizuhopecten yessoensis (Yesso scallop), 2827 nucleotides long. RefSeq names its product lymphocyte antigen 75-like. Gene Ontology annotation, molecular function: carbohydrate binding. NCBI's taxonomy places the organism in Eukaryota, Metazoa, Mollusca, Bivalvia, Pectinida, Pectinidae. Gene Ontology annotation, biological process: biological process involved in interspecies interaction between organisms. The record is from RefSeq and is a predicted model, not a curated record. Gene Ontology annotation, cellular component: external side of plasma membrane. The transcript is spliced from 10 exons. The coding region runs from base 117 to 1397 and encodes 426 amino acids.